This is a messenger RNA of Triticum aestivum (bread wheat), 621 nucleotides long. RefSeq lists its product as uncharacterized. The transcript has 4 exons. Lineage: Eukaryota; Viridiplantae; Streptophyta; Magnoliopsida; Poales; Poaceae. The coding region runs from base 59 to 382 and encodes 107 amino acids. The record is from RefSeq and is a predicted model, not a curated record.
UUUAGGCGUUUUUAUAUGCGAUGCGCUUAUCCAUCUCUCCUCCCGUUUCAUUGGCGUUAUGCGGCGGCGCGCGACGGCGGCGCCGGCUCGCACGCCUGGAGCUUGGAGGUCUACAUCGGCCUCCAAGAGAAGGAGCUCGCUCCGCAGCAGCUUCCAUUGGCAGCGCCUCAUCUUCUCACCGGCCAGGUGGCUGGAAUCCGGUGAUCGUUGCCUUCCGCGUCGCCAACAACCGAGUGCCAUCCAUGAGAACAAUGGAACCCAGUUCUUACUGGUGGGCGUAAAAAGUCUACUCCAAGUUCUCCAACCGCAAGCAACUUUGGAGUCCACCAAUCACUGUUCAGUACACCCGCAAAAAAAAAAGUACCCAGAUUUGUUUGACUGAGGAGCACCUCCAGAAGUACAUGUGGUGUUAUCUGAAGCUUGCUGGAACAUAUACCUCUUUUUUCUUCUGCAGUUUGUUUUUUAGCAUUAAACCUUUUUCAAGAUGUAACUAAAGUAUCUGCAUAGUCCAGUUUGCUUUAAGCAGUGUACAUGUUUCUAUCAAGAUGCAAAUUUCUGUACAUGAUGUACAAAUGUAUCAAGUAUCUUGUUAACCAUGGUGCCACUUGAUAGAUCUCUGAA